This is a messenger RNA of Symbiodinium sp. CCMP2456, 6630 nucleotides long. Lineage: Eukaryota; Dinophyceae; Suessiales; Symbiodiniaceae. The record is from the annotation of a GenBank genome assembly.
AUGCAGCAGCGAGCGCAAGAGCUUGUGCAAGGCGAGUUGGCCGAUCCUCAGCGCCCGGGACGCAGGCCACGAGGAUCGAUCUGGUGCCAGAAGGCAUGGGCCAGAUUGGUGCGGAUCAUCGUCCGCAUGAUCGUUACGACUCGCGACCAGACGGUGAUCGAUGCCUUGACGGUGGCCCCUGCACAGGACGCAGCAUCUUCAUCCUCGACGGUACCGCAGGCGCCACGACGAAAGGACCGACCUCAGCGACCUCUACGGCAAGGGCUGAGCAGCCAGAUGACUCGCAGCCAAACUCAGAAGCACUGGCCCAAGGAGCCGGAGGAGUGCGAGCACAUCGAGGGCAAAGCAUUGGUGGGUGUGUCUGAGUUGCGGGAGCCGGUGGGAACGUACCGAGUCGGCGACAGUGACUCCGGGACAAGGUCGGGACCAAGUCUGGGACCGAUCACCCUGGAGCAAGCUCGCACCCGACCAUCGAGAACACCAACGAGUACCCGAUCAGGGACAACGACGCGGGAAUCCUCGGGGACGGGCUACCCGGAGGGCACGAUCCACGCCAAGAAGAACGCCGAGGUGAAGGGCGCGAUCCACUCCAAGAAGGACGUCGCGAUGAAGGACGCGGACUAUCCGGACGAGAUGUUCACCCACGAGCCGGAGUACCGCGCCGAGCACUCCCAGAACCGCGAGGACAAGGGGUCCGCUUCGACACGGGCAAUCGCUGUGUUUCGCCCAGGUGCUCCAGUGCGAGAGGUGGAUCGAGUCGACGCUCGCAGGAUGAUGCAGCACCAACCCAGCGAGUGGGCGGACUACGGCUCCGGGAGGAUGACAUCGGGACCUAUGGAAAAGGUUCGGGUACAACAGGAGCACACCGAGAUGUUUGCUCUUCAGGACAGCGACACGGAGCACGGCGUGGACAAGACGCCGAGCUCGUUUGCCAUGGUGGAAAACUUGGAUCAGGCUAUAGACCCGUCUAUGGCCUCGCAAUUCUCCUGUCGACUCUUGGACAAGUGUGAUGAGUCCAAGACUUUCGAGUAUGUUCUUUUUCGGUUGCCGGGACGGGAGUACAAUGACCUCUACUUCGGAUUUGUGACGAGAAUGGUGAACCAGAACAUCAACUACAGCAAGUGCAGUCAUGGCCAGUGUCGUCUCAAGUCCGUGAUGAAGGUCUGCAGGACACCGGUGCCUAUGGUCAUCGUGCACUCAGUUUCCAGUUUGCGUGGGAUUUUCGUCAACGACAUGACCGAGGCCGGGCCCCAGCUGCAUGUACUCACCAACGACAAGACGCUCUACCGCAUCUUCAGCACGGUCGACUGGCGCUCAUGUGCCUGGGUGUCUCCGGAUCCUGAGGCUCUGAAUGGCGGCACUCAUCCGUCGACUCAGGACGUGCAGGCGGCGGCCAGUCGCCAUCGGGCGGCUUUUAAAGGGCUACUGAAGGCUGUCCGCGCUCAAACGGCCUUUGUGUUGCGCUCUGAGGUUGCUUUCUCUCUCUAUGGGGAAGGGAAGCUGGCGCUCUUAGCUUCUUUGGCAUCUACGACCUCAGCAUGUCCAACCUCAAGCUACAUGAAUGUGGAUGACGAGGAACAGGAAGACGGUGAUGAAGCCCUUCGAGAAGUUCAGAGUGCCUUGCGACCGGUGACGGAAAACUCGGAGGUGACAAAGGCCAUGGAAGCUAUGGACGACUACCGCAAGCACGAGGCGACGGGACGGUUUUCAUUGCAUCCCCAGCUGCGCCGAGAAAUCUUCAAGGUGCACAGGAACUUGAAUCACCCGGCCAAGGAUGUGUUCCUCCGAGCGUUGCGCCACUCUGGUGUUCGAGAAGAUGUGUUGCUGUGGAUAAAAGAACAUUUCGCGUGUCCACUGUGCGAAGCCUCGAAACACUCGUUGCCGGCGAGACCGGCACACCUGGCAAAGGCCCUGGAGUUCAAUGCUAUCGUGGCGGUGGACCUGUUCUACAUGAACAUGUUCGGGGCCGAGCGGGUGUUCUUACUGUGCAUCGACUAUGGCACCGGGUACAUCCAAGUAACUCAGUGUUCGGACGCCAAAGCUUUGACGGUGAGACAGGCGCUGAGCAAGUGCUGGAUAGCUACCUUCGGUGUCCCAGAGUUGUUGAUCUGCGAUCAAGGGCCAGAGUUCACGGGCGAGCAGUUCGUGGAGUACAUGUCGCAGAUGGGCGCAGCGGUGCACUUUACCGACGGUUCUUCUCCUUGGAAAAAUGGAAGGGCUGAACGGGCCAUUGGGACUGUGAAGAAGAAGAAGAUGAAAACGGUCAUGCAAGAGACCUCAGCCGUUGCUGAAGAGAUUGAUUUGGUUGUCGCCCAAGUGGUGGCGGGUCACAACAGCCUGUACGAUCGGCACGGCUUCUCACCAAACCAACGGCUCUUCGGUCCUUCCCUUCGACUUCCGGGCUCCUUGAUGGCAACGGACAAAUGGGACCAAGAGAUGGUUCGAGCCUCCGCAGGGGACUUGGUUCAGCGAAGUUGGGCCAUCAGAGAUGCCGCUCGCUCAGCGUGGCUGAAGGAGGACGACGUUGUGUCGGUUCACCGAGCCGCUUCAGCUCUUACCCGACGGUCGGAUGUUCACUCCUUUAGCUUCAAACCAGGUCAAUGGGCCUACGUGUGGCGGAAAACGGACAACCGCUAUGGAUGGGUCGGACCUGGAGCUCUCAUUGCAAUGACUCCAGGAGGGAACUCUUGGUGGAUCAACAUGAGAGGCCGAUUGUGGAAGGUAUCGGCUGAGCAGCUGCGCCCGGCGUCUUCGGAGGAGGAUCUGGGUGCAUCCCUAGUGACCGAGCUUCACCGAGACCUCCUUGAGCAGGUUCGCGAGGGCAUUCGGACCGGGUACGAGGACGUCACCCUCGAAGGAGUUCCUGAUCGGACUGCCGGGGAGAUCUUUCCCGAGAUCUUCGAGGACACGGACUUCGACUACAGCCCGUCCAUUGCCCCUCCUGUCGAACCUGAUCCUCCCGAACCUCAUGCAGCACCACGGGGUGAUGAAACGACCACGGCAGGUGAGAUGGCUAGUGAAGUGGCCCCUCUCUCUGAGCCGAACUUCAGUCGACGACAGAGCAUACAGUCAGCCGCUCCCACCGAACCACCUCAGUUACCACCGCCUCCUGUGGAACCGCGGUCGGUGAUACGCGUGGACGAAGCCCACGACGGGGCUCUACUCCUGGGACCUGUUCGAGAGCGGCGCGGUCCUCCCGUGCACCAACCGUACUACGCGAAGGGCGACUUCCUGGACGAGGAGAUCAAGCCCUCGAAUUACCUCGAGGUCGUCCUCAGUUUGAUGUGGGUGAAGCUGCAAACAACUGGACGUCGACACCUCGAGCCGCUCUCCCCAAAGGUCCAGUUCCAGGCUCAUGUAGAGUUCUCCCGGUUGCAGGGAGAGGAGCGGGAGAAGUUUCGCAGCGCACGAAAGAAGGAGUUCGACUCUUUGCUGAACAACAAGGCCAUCCGCGUCCUCUCGAUCAAGGAGUCGGAGGAGUUCGAGCGGCUCCAUCCGGAACAUGUUCUCAAUUCGAGAUUCGUAGAUCGGUUUAAGCCGAAAGAAAUCGCUGCCAAGGACAUUGAAAUGGCCAAGCAAGCGGCGAUCCAGCAUGGUCAGAUGGAUCCUCUCGAGAUGACUGAGGAUCGGAGUCAACCCAAAUCACGCUGGUGCGUCAUUGGAUGGGGUGAUCCCCACAUACACCAGAUCGAGCGGUCAGCUCCGACCCCGUCUGGGGCGGCCGUUAACACCGUACUCCAACUGUGCGCCAGCAGGCGUUGGGCUGCUCGGGUCAAAGACGUGAAAACUGCAUUUUUGCAGUCGCGGCCCACGAGUAGGAAAACUCCGUUGGUGUGUCGUCAACCUCGCGAUGAACCACUUCCAGGUUUGGACCCGCGCCAAUUGAUCAUGCUGCUGACGGAAGUCUACGGCCUGGUGUCGGGGCCGUCCUGGUGGCGCUCCAGCUUUCUCCAGCGCACCGGACGGCUCGGCUACAAGGUAUGCCCGUAUGAACCGUGUGUGUUGGUUCUGCCCAAUGAGAAGACCGACUCGUCAACUCAGGGCGUGAUGGUGAUCGAGGUGGACGACAUCAUUGAGGGCGGCGAUGAGAGACAUCGUCAACUGAUGGACACCUUGGAGGGCGAGGUCACCUUUGGCAAAGUCGUCAACCUGCAGGAGAAGGAGUCCUCCUACGCUGGCAAGUCCCUCAAGCAGCUGGCCGACUUCAGCUUCGAGUCGCACAUGCACGAGUAUGUGUAUACUCGGAUGUCACCAGUGGUGAUGAGCCGAAAGGUGCUCAAGAAGGAUGCUUGCAACAGCCCCCUCGAUGACAACGAGAAAUCACAGUUGCGGGGUGUCCUGGCUACGCUCACCUGGGUCGGCCGGGAAGGACGACCGGAUGCCGAGAAGAUCCGCAACCUGCUGAUUUCCGAUGCUGCCUUUGACACCUCGGGCCGCGAGAAGUCCCAACACGGCUACUUGCUGGGCUUCACGAACAACGAACUCAACUCCGGUGUCAGGGCCCCGGUCAGCCUGAUGAUGUGGAGAUCUCGGCGGUUGAGGCGGAAGGCGCAAAGCUCUAUGCUGUGCGAGGCUCUGUCACUUUCUGCGGCUACAGGAUGCUUGGAAAAGCAGGAUGCUCCAUGGGACUCCCUGCGACUCUCCAACUAUGAUCCACGGCAACGCCAACGUCACGAGGAGGUCGUUUUGGAACUUCAGGGCCGCUCCACGGUGAUCUCCGACGAGGCCGACCUCUUCCGAGAUCCCCGAAGCAUCGUCGUCAUUGACGCCAAGGCUCUGUUCGACACGAUCCUCAACGACCAGGCCGGCGAGUGCGACCGAUCCAACCUCGAGGUGGCCGUGAUCAAGGAGAGUCUGCAGAUUUGCAAGGGUCGUGCAAGAUGGGUUCCCCACAAUCUGAACCCGGCAGACGCCCUCACGAAGUUUCCUGGAGCGCACCUUGAGCCUCUAGUGCGUCUCUUGAAGAGCUCAUCUUUUGUGAUAGCCGACGAGCAGCAAACGUUGCAGAGCGGUCGGCAAGGUUUGCACAGACAGAAACUCCAGAAAUGGGAGGAUGCAUCAGGAAAUUUCUUCUUUCAGGGGGCUGUGAAUCAUGUCUCGCAUAGCUGCUACUUUCCUGAUGCUGUCUGUAAAAGAAUCCUUUGGAUGUGCGUUGCAGUCUUGCGGAAUCCAUACAAGAGCUGCUGUCAUUUGGCUGUGAGACGCAGCUUCGGCAACAAAGCGCAGAUCCCUCAAAGAGGGAUCCGCGGCUUCAGCCACGUUGACAGUGCAGCUCAGUUGAUGAAGUUCCGCAGUGCGGAGCGGCGUCGCAUUUGCCCUGACCGGCCCGGCAGCACGCUGAAAUUGUUGCCAUCACCGGCCAUAGGUCAGCUAGAAAAGGGGCUUGUCCGACGUUGGAUCAAGGUUUCCCCCAGCGCCAUCAAUGUCUUCACAAAGGAGAAACGUCAGCUCACUCUAAAGCAUGCGCAGAGACUGCUUCCCAACCUGUAUGCUUACACAAAAGGGGCCCACUUCGAGGCUGAGGCCUGGCUUCGGUGGCUGCGAGGCUUUCGCCCGGGCCUCCAGCUACCCUCAGUCCCGGAAGCAUCAGAGCUGCUGAUGAAAUUGUCUCAGAGCAGAAGGGUGGACAGCAAACUACUGCCGGCACCUGCUGCUUGGAAGCCCCAGGGGGUGCGAUUUAUGGACGAGCAGGGGGAUGCUCGAGUCCAAAACCUCCAUGGCUUCGAAGAGCAGAGCGGGCUCUUGACAUGGCAUGAGUAUGGCGGCCUCUUCCGCCUGAGAAGACAUCCUUCCGAAAGGGGCAUCUACGCUGUGGAGCGAUCUGCUGCGCUGCAGAGAGCGAGGGCGAUUGUCUCAAGGAGGACAGUUGGAUUACAGGCUGGCAAAAAGUCCGCCUUCAAAUCCAGCAUCGUGAUUGACACGUUGCCUCCAAGUGGCCCGGUCAUGGAGCCGCAGUGGUCGUUCAUCUACUUGCACUCCUUCAGCCAGAAAGGUACAGACUACCUUGAUUUUCCACACUAUUUCAACGUUUGCGGGGCGAACGUUCGGGUGGUUGUACCCACUGCGCCGCUUUUAGAACAGCACUGCUUCAAGGACUGGUACGUUUGGCGCGGCGAGCGUCUGCAAUGGCGCCGCAUCAAAUUCAACGCCUGGUUCGAUUACCUGACCGACAAGGGCGGAGUUGCCGAGAAUGAGAUUUGCACUAAGAGUCUGCUUGCUGUCCGCGAGAGACUGCAUGCGCUCCUGAGACAAGAGGUGCAGCGUGUGGGCGACCCACGCCGCGUGAUCGUUGGUGGAGCCUCACAAGGAUGCUGCGCAGCGCUCGAUGCGGCCUUGACUUUCGAGCAGGAGCUGGGAGGCGUCAUCGGCUUGGUGGGACACCUUCUCAGCUCGACCCCGCUGGACCAAAAGAAGCGCAACAUGCCCUUGCACCUCUUCCAUGAGGAGGCAGACAAGGAGAUGAGAUGGAAGUGGGUGAAAUCUUCUGUGCAGCGCCUCAUUGAUGCCGGCUUCAACGUGUCCUCAAAGCGGGAACGUGAUCCUGCAGGGUGUGGCCAUUGGAUUCAGGAGAUUGAAGGCACGUGGAUCAGAAGCGCUAUGAGGCACAUCAUCUUAAGAGAGGCGCCCUAG